GGCGAGAAUACGAAUGGCGUCCGUCGUCAGCAUGGGCCGUAUUUUUCUUCCUGGUCCUCUCGGUGCCCGUAUGUCUUUCUGCGUUAACGAGGCGAGAGAGAAGAUAUUCGAGAAAUUCAAGUUAUUAUCACGAGUACGUGGCUAUCAAAAUGGAGGAAGACGCAAAUUCUUCUGUACAGAGCAGGAUCAAAGACAAUAAUCACACGGAUAAAAAAAACUUAAACCUGACGUCGCAUAAUAAUGAAGUUUCCACUAUUCAGGAGGAGGCGCUAUUCACCUGCUCUUUAUACAUUUCGCGGGCUGGCGGCCUUCAAGACCAAGGUCAUCCUGUCCAAGGUUGUGAGUUAUUACGAUCUCAUCUCGAAGAAGCUAUUGUAGCUUCCGAACCGAUGUCAACGUGGCGCGUCUCUGAAACUCCGUGCGGUCUAAUAGCUGCUUUUGCCAGAGAAAACGAUGCUGAAAAACUAUUGCAACGCGGCGACUUAGCCCGCGUGUUUGGAAGACCUGUACAAGUCAUAUUUUUCUAUAAGGUAGCACGAUUCUCAGCGAGAGAUUCUCGAUAUCAUCAAGCUGUACUUCUGAGAGAUGUCCCGUGGGCCAUACCACUCCAAGAUAUAAAUUCGGCUCUGACAAAGCAAGGAAUUGUCGCUGCAAAUGUCGAACGUUCGCGACACUUUGUUCGAGUAGAGGUCUUCGACGCGGGCCAUUACGAAGCUUUAUUACGUCAAGGUUUGGAUUUUUUCGAGGUGGCACGUUUCAACGCCGUUCCGGAACGCUGGUGGCGCGGUAAUACCGCAUGUUCCUCCGGUAUAUCGUCGCGAUGUGCACCGCCAGAUUACGGGAAUAAUUCUCCGGAGACGUCGAGUGUACCGCAAACAGCAGAUGGUGUACUGCAAUGUUACCGGUGUCAGGGUUUUUGGCACGUGGCUGCCAAUUGUCGGCACUUGCCGCGUUGCGUCCGCUGCGGCGAGCCGCAUAGCGUCGAAUUUUGUCCCCGGCCACGCAAUAAUCCUAUAUGCUGCCACUGUUCCGGGCCUCAUCAUGCCGGAUAUAGACAGUGUCCAGUUAGACUGCAACUGUCCAAUGCGACUCCCGUAAGCAUCACGUUGAGUACAACUCGCACAGGAAGUCAAUAUCCAACGAGCGCCGCGAACAAAUCGAACCCUUCGUGCCAUUCUCUGAGGCAGAGUCACUGUUAAAUAUCGUUGUUUAACGAUGAUAUCAAAAUUAUUUAUAUAUAAAAUUAUCAGUCCUAUUGGCAUUGUUUAUGAACCACUGUUGUCAUAAUCUUAAAAUGACAAUGAAAACAUUAAAUAUUCGCGUUGCGGAUAUAAAAUAAUGCUUUAUCGCGAAUCACCAGCGAAAUUUCGCAGCUUCAAUAAACGUGACGACACAAUGGCAA
Messenger RNA from Cataglyphis hispanica, 1402 nucleotides. RefSeq lists its product as uncharacterized. The record is from RefSeq and is a predicted model, not a curated record. The transcript has 6 exons. Lineage: Eukaryota; Metazoa; Arthropoda; Insecta; Hymenoptera; Formicidae. Bases 150 to 1199 code for a protein of 349 amino acids.